Messenger RNA from Dendrobium catenatum, 7553 nucleotides. RefSeq lists its product as uncharacterized. The record is from RefSeq and is a predicted model, not a curated record. Bases 322 to 7161 code for a protein of 2279 amino acids. NCBI's taxonomy places the organism in Eukaryota, Viridiplantae, Streptophyta, Magnoliopsida, Asparagales, Orchidaceae. The transcript has 18 exons.
CAGGUCCACUAGAGGAAAGCGCGGAGAGCAACUCGGUCUAGUUCAUCCACUGUAACAGGCUAACAGCCGCCGAUCUGCCGGAGAAUUGUCGGAACCACGACGGCGUAGCAGUUCCUGACAUCCCGCUUAGGGUUCUAUGACCAAGAGCGCCGGGUUUGGGGCUUGCUUUCCGUUGAGGCAGGAAGAGAUGACAAAAAACGCUCUCGGGAAAUGAGCCUGGUGGUAAUCAUUGAAUUUGGGGUCUGGUUAGUCGAAGGCCACGAUUGGGUCCCCGGAUGGAGGGUAGUAGCACUCUAGGCACGAUUACUCUGGGCUACAUCCAUGGAUUAUGAUGAAAAUGAUUUUCAAAGCCAAAAUUUUCAGUUAGUUGGGGAAGACAGCAAAUUUUCUGUGAACCUACGGUCAUUUGCUCUUCCAAAAUUUGAUCUUGAUGAACACCUUAGGUUUGAUAGCUUAGUUGAAACGGAAGUUUUACUUGACAUACAAAGUCAAGAAAAUAAUUGGAUUGACUUUCCAUCUGGAAGUAAUGCAGUAGAGUUCAGUUCAAGUGCUGCUGAGUCUUGCUCAAUAUCUAGGCAUAACAAUGUUUGGUCUGAGGCAACGUCAUCUGAGUCUGUUGAUUUGUUAUUGAAAUCAGUGGGAGAUGAUGAAAUAAUCAACGACAAAUCUGUCAUCAUGGAGUCAAGUGCUAAUGAUGUAUCUGAUGGCAUUGAUAAUCAGGUUGAUCCCUAUAUUAAAAAGGAUGGUGUCCUUAACUCAUCCGUGAUGGAUUCCCACCCUAAUGAUAAAGAUGUAAUUAUUCAGGAUGAAUGCCCGAAAAAAUUCUCAAGUCUAAGUGAAGGGCAAAGGGAUUUGCUAACGCAUCUUCAAGGUUCAUCUCAAGCAUCUGAAGUUGAAGAAUCCAGAACUGUCUUUAAUUUAGAUCCUUCAAAUGGAAUCAGUUCUGAUGGAAAGAUUGCUGGUGAUCAGUACAUGGCAGAUGAAAAUCCAACUUAUUCAAAUGAAGCUAUUGAAAGAUCAAGAGUGGCUGAAAAAGUCCGAUGUGAGACAUUUCUGAAAGGAGGACAUGUUAUUAAUGUGCCCAUGAGAACAAAUAUUGAUGAUUGCAACUCAUAUAUGGCGGUUAGCCCCAGCCUAUUAUCUAUUACCUGCAGAAGUAAUCAAGAUGAGAGACUUGUUACUGAUACAACUGGGUUCUCUGAUGAACAAAAUCAGCGAAAUGUCAGUAGCAGGUCUGAUUUGCUAUAUGAUAUUGACCAUAAAAAAAAAUCUAUGGUAAUUCAUAAUUUUGAAACAAAUAAUCAGCUGGUGCCAAAAUCAGAUGCUUACGAGAUGCUGAAUAAAUGUAAUGAUUCUGUAAUUUCUGAGGAUGCUGAUGGUUUUGUGUCCAUUUCAUGCAGAACCGAGGCUUUGAUUCGUGACUGUGAAACAGUUAAUAGAUUUUUAGGAAAAGUAGAUAGUGUAAAUCAAUUAGCACAGGAGCAAUGUAAAAAAUUUGAGGAGAAUUCUGGUAACAGCAGUAGUAAAGCUAUCCAGACGACGUCUCUGUUAACUGAAGGGCACAAAAGUGUUAAUGGCAGACUGCCGGAUGAUUCUGUGGAGGAUGAUAACGCUUACAUUUCAAGUAAUCAGAACUCAACUAUGUCUUGUAAUGAUGGAGGACGAAAACUUGUAACAUAUUUGGAUGCCUUUAGCAAUAAGCAAUAUCCUGAAUGCCAGAUGACAGAAAAUAAAAUUAAUGAUGCUUAUGCUUCCCAAUUGCUAACAGAAUCAAAUGCUUCUAUUCAAGUUAAUUAUGAAAUUCAAGUUAUGGACACAGGCGAUUAUGACAGGAUGAACACUAAUCCACCGAAUAUCGCCUGCGAGAAGUGUGUGUAUGUUGUUGAGGGUAGCACUGCUGAUGAUGUGGAUGUUGAUAAACAAGAGAUGAAAUUAGAUACUGAUAAAGAUAUAGCCCCGGACGAAUCUUCUGCACUUGCUGUUGUGUCUGAUGCUGAAGCUAACUCCUCACCAUGUACUUCUUGUAAGGAAUAUAAAUCAGCUAUGGAUUCGACAGAAUUUCAUAUGGCACAAGGUGAUGUUUUAGUUGAUAAGGAGUCCUCAGUAACACGCACAAAUUUUUGUAGAGUUAGUUUAGGCAUAGCCUCUAAUGUCAUUGAGGUUCAAGACUCUUCACCUGCAGACUUGCAGACUACUGAAGAGUUAUCUUUGGAUGGCUUAUGCAGGAAUAAAUUAGUACAAAAAGAUUUUGAUCCUGUUCCAUUGCCCCUGAACUUUGAAAAGUCUAUGCAUCAUCACCUGCCACCUCCGGAAGAUGCCACUGAUCUUGACGUGGUCGUAGAAAAGAAAAAACCUUUGAUAGAGGCACUAUCUACCUCAGAUUUUAUCCAUUCUGCUGAUCAAGAUGGUAAGGUAUUUAGAAAUUUAGCUUCAUCAUUUCCUACUAUUGAUUUGGUGUCCAAGAAAGCAAGUGACCCGGCAUCUGUUCCCUAUCCAUUGGACAUGGACGGCACUUCACCUUUUAAAUUGUCCCAAGAUGUUUCAGCAGCUAAGUUGGCUUUCCCAGUCAUAUCUAAGGAAAAUGAAGUGAAGCUUUCUGGAAGUUCUAAGUUAACCAAUUUUAGCAAUAAUGUCGACAACGAAACUGUGAAUGGGGAAAAUACAUGCUCUGAUUGUGUUGAAGAUGCUUUAGUGAAUAUGUCAACAAAAAAUGAAGUAAGAGCUGUAGUGCAACCUCCAUCUGCGAUGAAAAGUAUAGAUUUUAUACCAGUUCAGAAUGAGGUUCCAUCUUCUGCAGUAGACGCUGUUGGCAAUGCGGAGUCUGUGCAGCGGGAAGGGACUGAUUCUCAUGGUUCGGUAGAAGGAAUUGAUAAUGCUGUUGAGUCACUGGAAAGUUUCUCACUUGUGAAGAAUGCCGCCUCAGUUUUUUCAGCACAAGCUUCUUGUAGUGAUGGAAAACAAGCAGUAUGCUUUACUUCAUCCAUACAUGACAAUUGCUCUCGUAAAAGCCCAAGCAAUGAGCAAAAUGAUCAAUGCAAUUUUGCCGCAAGAGAUUUCCCGGAAGGGCAUAAUGUGUCUGCUCAAACAGAAGAUAAUGCGUUGACUAAACACAGAAAUGAUUCUUCUCAAAUCUGCAUGAUGAGUACUGUUGAAUCCAACCAAUCAGAUAAACCAAGGGGAAACCCAAGUUCAUCUGAAAGUUGCAAACACUGUGCCCAAGACAAUUUUGAGCAUCCAGAAGUCAAGGUAUCACAUUUAGAAAUUAAUUUGGAUGCUUCGGGUAACAUGGCUUUGGUGUCUUCUCCAAAAGCUGAGAUCACUCAAAAGCUUGAGUGCAGCAGUAAUGAUUCAAAGACACAUGGUAUGCCUGUUGAAGUUAGAAGCGUUACUUCUGUGGUGUCGACAUCUGGGAAUUUGCCUGAGAGAGGUGCUGGCAGUGAGCGGAAGUCUUUUCCCAGUUUACAGUCGAAUGAUAUUCAGCAGAUGCUGAAAGAGAAUCCUCAAGGAUGGCAGGAUGAAGUGAAAGCACUCGAUAUUUCCGCCAAAACCCCUAAUAAGGGAAAAACUAAGAAUGCAUCAAGGCUUUUGAAUGAAAAGAAAAUAUGCUCAAGAGGGAAAACAAAAAAGGAAGCACCAGCUCUAAAGCAGUUUUCUGGAAUGGAUGCCAAAUAUUCUCCCGGCCAACAUAAAUAUGUUCAAACUUCAAGCAAGGAUUUGCCGUUGGUUGAUGUGCGAGAGCAUUCCUCUAUUGAUUGUUCUACUAUCAAAAUAUCCUCCUCUCUGGUUGGCCAGACAUCUGGUAUUCCUGAUUUGAAUUCUUCAUCCUCAACGUUAUUUCAACAGUCUUUCACAGAUCUACAGCAAGUACAAUUACGUGCACAAAUAUUUGUUUAUGGAGCUCUAAUCUCAGGUAUUCCUCCAGAUGAAGCUUAUAUGGUGUCAGCCUUUGGUGAUGCUGAUGGUGGACGGAGAUUAUGGGAAGGUGUGUGGCAUGCUUUGAUUGCAAAGUUUCAGAAUCAGAAAUCUCCCAUCAGUGGCUUUGAGACCCCUUCACAUUCUCGGUCAGUGGGUACAAAUGUUCAAAGCAAAGUCCCAGGGUCGUCUGCUGCCAAAGGCUCCAGCAUGAUUAUAUCCUCAGCUAUGCAAAAUUCAACUGUCUCUUUUCCCUCACCUUUGUGGAGUCUCUCUUAUGGAAAUGGACAGCAUACCAGCAUGCCCAGGGGUGCAUACCUGAACUUCAAUCAGACUGCAUCUCCAUUGACUCCUUGGAGACCUUCACAGUUAAGACAGCAUGUCGAGGCUAGUUCUCCUUGGUUGUCACAGGCUUCUCAUCCUGGACCUUUGUUUGUUUCUUCACACAGUUCAGCCCUUGAUGGCAUCAAACAUUAUUCUACGGCACCUUUUACUGAACCUAUGCAUGCAACUUGCGCAAGUGACUUGUGUGGAUCUCAUAUUCCCAUGAUACAAGUUGCACCCCCUAGUGCUCCUACAUCUGCCACUACUGAGGGAGUCAUUCAGUUGGAAACGACAAAAAAGAGAGGAAUCAAUGGGAGCAAUAAGCAUACAUCAAAAUCUCAAAAGGCUAGAAAGAUGAAGGGUUUGGCAGCGGAGGAGCUAAAUUUGCCUGUUUCUCAAACUUCAGUAGAGUGCAUUCCUGUUCUUGGUGGUGUUGAAAGUCUUCCAUUGCUAUCUGCAAGUACGCAGUUGUUUUCUAAUUCGCCAGUAAAGGUUGCUAAUGGCGCCCCUGUUUCAAUUAGUAUGCCUCACGUGAUUUCUCCAACCCAUUACCGGAUAAUUGAUGAGAAUAAUAAUCAACAUAAGCCAAACCUCUCUGAAGAGACUUGCAGCAAAAUUGAGCUAGCUAAGCUGCAUGCAGAGGAUGCUGCUGCUAUUGCAGCAUCUUCUAUCAAGCAUUGUGAAGCUGUAUGGAGUCAGCUAGCUGCCCAGAAGAAUUCUGGAUUAGUUUCUCAGAUUGAGGAAAAACUUGCUUCUGCAGCUGUUGCAGCUGCUGCAGCUGCUUCUGUUGCAAAGGCUGCUGCAGCUGCGGCUAAAGUUGCAUCUGUUGUUGCUUGGCAAGCCAAAAUAAUGUCAGAUGAAGCUAUUAGUGCAGCAAAAACUGUUAACACUGUCCGGAGUCCAGAAUCUGGCAUUCUUGAUGUUGGAAAGAAAUUAGCAGGGUUAAUUCCCAUAUCAAUUUUGAAAGGAAUGGACAAGAUCCACGAAUCUGCUGAAGUUAUUACUGCUGCACGUGAGGCUGCCAAAAGACGAAUUGAAUUAGCUUCUGCUGCCACAAAACAGGCAGAGAAUUUGGAUGCUAUAGUGAAAGCUGCAGAAUUGGCUGCAGAAGCUGUGGCCCAAGCGGGAACAAUCAUUGCAAUGGGGGAUCCCUUACCAUUUACAUUGGGUGAGUUGGUAGAGGCUGGUACCGAGGAGUUUUGGAAAGUUCAUCAUGGUGCCCCCAUGAAGGUUUCCAAAUUAAGCAACAUGAAUGGACAUGAGCAUGUUGGCGUAGGCAAUGUUAAAGAAUCAGCUAAGCAAUUUGAUGGGCAGUUUUCAAAAGAUGUACAGAGUCAGAAGGCUGCCAGUGAAGGUGGAUUAUCUUCUUUGAUCAAAACUCAUGAGCAACUUGAUGGAACAGCUCAAGGAAAAUUUUCAACUGCUGGACGUGAAAGAGAUCAUUCUGUUAGCUAUACAGGCAUACAAAAGGGUUCUCUAGUCGAGGUCAUGUCUGACGAUGAUGAUCUAAGAGGAGCCUGGUUUUCAGCUAGGGUUCUUGACAUGAAAGAUAACAAGGCAUAUGUCUGCUACAAUGAUUUUUCAACGAAUGAAGGCCAUCUAAAGGAAUGGAUUGUGCUUGCAAAUGAAAAAGAGAAAGCUCCCAGAAUACGGGUUGCUCACUGUACAUCAUUGAAGUAUGAAGGUACAAGGAAACGCCGUAGGGAACAUCUUGGAAGUUAUAGUUGGGCUCUUGGAGAUCAUGUUGAUGCUUGGAUGCAGGAUAGAUGGUGGGAAGGAACGAUUGUUGCGAAGGGCUCAGGAGAUGAUACAAAGCUGACAGUGCAUCUCCCAGCUAAAGAUGACAAGCUGGUUGUUGAUGCAUGGAGUGUUCGCCCUUCACUUAUCUGGAAGGAUGGACAAUGGAUGGAGUGGUGCCACUCUAUGGAAAAGCAACCCAAGCCACAUGAGGGUGAUACUCCACAAGAGAAACGACAAAGAUUAGGCGGGCUUGAGACAAUGAAUCAAUCGGAAGCUGAUGCUGCUGGAAUGGGAAAGCUUUCAAAGAAUAUGCUUAUAGAUGCAUCUAGGAAACCUGACUCGAGAUCAUUAAUUUUAUCUGCGAAGGAGAGAACCUUUUCCAUUGGAAAGGAUUCAAGGGAGGUGGUUACUUCCAAUGCAUUUAAAGCAAAACGGACAGGCUUGCAGAAGGAAGGAUCAAGGGUGGUUUUUGGGGUUCCAAGGCCUGGAAAGAAACGGAAGUUCAUGGAAGUCAGCAAGCAUUAUGUAGCUGAUAAAUGUGAGAAGGCUAGAGAAGGUAGUGAUCCCAUCAAAUUUACAAAAUAUUUGAUGCCACAGGCAUCUCAAAAGUUUAAGAAUACCUCAAAAGUUGAUACUAAAGGAAAGAAGCCUGGCGACAGCAAGUCUAGAGUUGGGGUUAAAGCUGAUAAUUCACAGUGCAUUCAAGCUACAAGUCACGCUGAGAAGACCGAUGGUUUGCUUACUACAUCAAAUGAUGCACCCAGACAUGAGAAUCUUGAAAAUGCCAUAUCCAGUUUCAGCAGUAAUAGCAACAGUUUAGACAAGACGAAUACAUUUAAAUUUGGUUCUUCCCUGCACCAAGCUGAAAUUCCAGCUGCGGAGUCAGCAUCGUCGGUGCUGUCUGCACCUACUGCUCUAUCAUCAAAGAAAAAGAAUAUUCUAGGUUCUGAAUCAGAUUUAGCUGUGAAAGCAAAACCUAUUCUGAAUAGGACAUCCAAAGGUGAUGAUAAAGGACUUGGAAAUCAUGGAAAGGCAAUACGUGGAGCCGUGGAGCCCCGUAGAUCUAACCGUCGGAUUCAGCCAACAUCUAGGUUACUGGAGGGUAUUCAAAGUUCCCUAAUCAUUUCAAAGAUGCCAAGCAUCUCUCAUGACAAGAAGUCCUCAAGAGGUAAUGUACAUGGUUGAAAGGAGACGCAUGCUCCGUCGCUCUUUGUCAAAAUUACAGGAGUCUUGUGUAUGCUUAAGAUGACUAUUUAUCUUUGCAGGGUUCUGUAUAUAAAUUACAGAUUUAGGACAAGUGAGGCAUAAGGUUGUCUUCUCAGAGGAUAAGUUGUAUAGUGUCAUAGUUAAAAAUUAUUUAUACAUAUCUUGAUUUUGGGUACCCGUAGAGUAUAUACUUGGACUAUGAUAAUGUAAUUUAUUUCAAACCUUUUAGAAAUUUCAUGUAGGAACGAACACAUGAUUUUUAGCUGCAGGGUCUGCUCCAUAUUUUUAGACCAUCAGGAAACUGGACUAAAAAGCAAAGUACAAGUAAAGUUAUCCCAAACUCAUUGCAAUUCUAAAUUGUCUGUUUGUCA